Anguilla rostrata (American eel) is the source of this 3616-nucleotide messenger RNA. Its product is annotated as ubiquitin-associated protein 1-like. The record is from RefSeq and is a predicted model, not a curated record. The transcript has 7 exons. Gene Ontology annotation, biological process: ubiquitin-dependent protein catabolic process via the multivesicular body sorting pathway. Gene Ontology annotation, cellular component: ESCRT I complex. NCBI's taxonomy places the organism in Eukaryota, Metazoa, Chordata, Actinopteri, Anguilliformes, Anguillidae. Gene Ontology annotation, molecular function: ubiquitin binding. Bases 157 to 1428 code for a protein of 423 amino acids.
GAGAGGUGGGGAAUCGGGCGAACAAAAAUGGCGUCCCGCGAUGAUGCAGGAAAUAGAUUUCGGUUUCAUUAAAACUUGGCUGAAAGUGCAUCGCCCGGAGGGUUCUUCCCCGGAGGCAUCGGUAAAAAACUUUGGAGACGCAAAGACACAGAAUAAAUGGCUGGAUGGAAGUCUGGGUCAGAUUUUCAGAACUCUGGACAGUACAGCUACCUGGACGAAGUUCCCUUCAAGAUUAGUGACGGGUUCAGGUGUCCGGCCAAAGUGGGUCUCCCGGUGGGGUUCUGUGUCCCAGACUGCACCUCUGCGUCGGCCCAGUUUGAGUAUGACUUCUCCUUAGAGCGGCGGGUGGUGCGAUGGGGGAAGGAGCUGGAGGAGGCACGGGCGACCCAGGAGAGAGAGCGGCGAGAGGCGGAGUCCAGCAGGACGAGGCGAGCGGCGUCAGGGGAGCAGGAGGCGGAGCAUAGCGACGGGACCCCGCCCCGUCGCCACUUGGACGAGAAAGCCCCGCCUCCACCCGCACUCAACCCCGUGCUGGCCAGGUUGAGCCACAGCGACAUCCUCAUGCCCCUCCCCGCCCCCAGCUUGGCCCCGCCCCGCCGUCCCAGCCCCCCCGGCCUCCCGAAGGGCUUCAACCUCGCUGACUUUGAGAGUGCGGAAGACCCUUUCAACAAGCUGGAGCUCAAAACCCUCAACGACAAAGAGGAACUGAGGAGCAUCUUGCUGGUGCAGGCCCUGACCCCGCCCCUGCCCCCGCCUGUCAAAACGGACCUAUACCACAGGACCAAUGGCCUGGUGGCCCCUCCCAAACAGGAAGGGCCCGGGGGCCGGCUGGACGCGGGACCUCCCUGCAACAUCCGCUCUCUCAGCUUCCCCAAACUUUCUGACUCCGCCCCCAGCCCCACCCCACGGCACAACCUGUUCAACGGCACCCCGCCCAUCACACGGCGUGCCCUCCCCCAGAAAGACAUCAUCGCUCGCCUAGCCCACGACGGCAUCCUGAAACGGUCUCCGCCCCUCCCGGGCACUGGGCCCGCCCCUCGACCUCCUGGUGUGGUGGGGGAGGGCGGAGCCUUGUUUGGACUGACGCCUGGAGAGAGGCAGUGGGUGGAGACCAUCGUGGCCAUGGGCUACCCCUACGAGGGCGUGCUGAAGGCCAUGCAGAGGCAAGGUCAGAACAUGGAGCAGGUGCUGGACUACCUGAUCGUUCGCGCGCGGCUGUGCGAGCGAGGGUUCGACGCAGGCGCGGUGGAGGAGUGCCUGGAGAUGUGCCAGUGUUCCGAAGAGAAGGCCCUGGAGUUCCUGCAGCUGGCGUCUCGUUUCGGGGAGAUGGGUUUCGAGAGAGACGCCAUUAAAGAGGUGCUGCGGCUCCACAGCAACGACCGGGACAAGGCUCUGGAGGAGCUCAUGACUCGAGCAGCCACCAGCUGAGCUCCGCGCCUCUGGCUCCGCCCCUCCCCCCCCCACCCCCCACCUCUCCCACCUUCGCCUGCCGAGGUGUGACUUCACGACCGUCCCCUCCGCCCUGGCACGAGAGAGAGAAUACAAAGGAAGAAAAAAGGAAGCAGUGUUAAAGGAGAUGCAGAGUAAAGAAAAAAAGAAAGAAAUUUUUUAAGUCACUGAAACACAAGAUUUGCUUGAAAACAGAAGGGUGCGUAGGCCAAACCGAAAGCCUGACCUGUCCCCUCUCUGGAGUUGUCUAGACGCAAAUCAACAUGGUGAAAGAAAUGGAGAAAACAAGCAACAAAAAAAAAUAAAAAACGGACAAGAACACUCAACCAAGGAAAUGGCGUCUGGCGCUUUGUGGUGGCGUAUCGCCAUCUGUCUCCUGCUCUGUAAGGAGGGGAGGGCCGAGAAAGAGCCGGAACUCCCGGCUGCCGUGCUGCCCUCACCUGCCGCCAACUGCACCGGCGGGAGUCACGCAAUGCAAACCUGAUAAGGAAAAUUCAGAAGUGCCCUUUCUGUUCGACUGCUGAUUCACGGUUCUCCUUUUGCCAUUUUGUUAUUUUCUGCCGCACGGCAAAUAAUCAUUUCAUCUUUUUAUUUUUCUUUCUCUCUGUUUUAGGAACUGCGUUAAGGUGGACACAAUUAAUAUAACUAAAUAAAAGAGAAUAUGGUAUAAUAUCUUCUACUGUGCCUUUAGCACUUACACUGGAAUGGACUACUAACAGAAUGCAAAGAGGAAAUACAACUAUUAAGCAAAAGCCAAAAGAUUUGAGAAACACACUUCAAAAAACACUACGUGUCACAAACACGUGACAAACUCAACUGCACAAAGUCACAUACAUUUGAACUGUAUAAGUGAGUACACGCUCAAAAACAUUUGUUUACAACCAAGUGCUGUGUACGGUAAAAGAGGCUGAUCGGGACGAAAACUGUGAAAACUGCUUUAAAUGUUUCUUUCUAUCUUUACGUUCAUGCUUUGUAUCAAAAUCUUAAUUUUGUGUUGGUGUACUGCCAACCUCUAGUGCAAUAGAAAAUAAGAUUGAAUCACUGUGAGGCAGAGUUGGCCUGGUGAUGUUCCGUGAGGACUGGGAUGCAUUUGAGUCUGUGUCUCCCUGCGGCACCCCCUAGGCCCAUGGAGAAUGAAUAGAUAGACUGUUUGAGGUACUGGAGUUGUAUGGCAGUUAGUGAUCUGCUUGGUGUGCUAGCUGUUGACUUUAAAUGCAUCUCAGAUGUUUUUGUCUGCAGGCUUCAUAUCAGAAUGGAGGCUGGAAAACAAUUAGGAUUCCUGUUGUUUUUUUUUUUCCUUCUUCUAAAAGUGGAACUGGAUUUAUUUUGUACCAGUCACAACUUCCUGUUUUAACUCCACUUAAUGAAUAGCACCAGUGUUAAAGUUUGAUUCGCAUGGUCUUUUGAGCUGUGGGAACUGAAAAGAAAUGGUUUUUGUGCAAAAGUGCCACUUUGCAAAUGUUAACGGUUUCCUGCUGGUUUUUCUGCUGUUUUGAAUUUUGAAAGCACACCCCCAGCAUGUUAAGGUUCACCGUUGUUGGACAGCGUUUUUCUUCUGUGGGUCGUGUUUGGACAGUCGGCGUUCAGAAACUGUGAACUGGGUCUGCUUCGGUUUCCUCAGAAAACUCAGUCGCUCGACUCACACAAAUGCUGUGAGGUUCAGUUUAAAACAAAUGAAUAAGCCUGACACAAAAGCAACUGACUUUCUCAUAAGCUGUACAACCGUAAAUAUCUAAAUUAGAACUGAGAUGAUCUGAGAUAUCGGUGGUCCCAAGGGGUGAUUACACAAUUUGGUGAUAAAAUUGGAUGCGAUAGGCCACUGAGUUGAAGCCUGCACCGGUUCUGUGCAGAUUAUUGUUUUAUAACUUGCAACAUGUGGUCACUGACCCCGUUGGUGACAUACUCCGGUUAAAGAGAUGGAAAUAUUUGUUUACCAAUCAUUAUAAACUGUGCUGGCAUUGUUGCAUCAGGCCAUCUUGUGCAUCAGGCUUAUCUUGUGCAUUUAUUCUGCUUUUUUCCGGUUUUAUCUUUGUUGUUCCUCACCGCCUGGGUAGCCGAUUGAAUUAUGUCGGUACGACAGCUGGAGCGAUUUUUUUUCAAAAGCAGUGAUUCCAUCAAAAUGCCCAAGCUCCCUGUUUUUAAUAAAAACCAGUUGGUUUAUCAGUGA